AUGAAUACGACAGCGGAAACAUAUAUAAAAGAUGAAGAAGACGAAGAUAUUUUAUACCAAAAAGAUGCAUCCAUAUCCGUUGAACUCGACACCGGAAAUUCAGAUAAUUAUGAAUAUGGUAUUAAUAAUAAUGAUGAUGAAAGAGGAAGCGGGUCUAGGAAUACAUUAUUAUUAUUAUUGACAACAACGUUAAGUCCCAAUUUAGAACAAAAAGUACCCGUGAGAACGAAAUCACCGGGGAUAACAGAAAGUAUAAAACCUACAACGUCAACUCCUUGCACGUUGGAUUGUGGUGGUGGUGGUUCCGGGGGUGGUGGUACCGGCGGUGGUGGUAUUUGUAUAUUAGAUGAAGAAGAACAAAGAUGUCAGUGUCCUUUAGGAACUGGAGGAAUUAAUUGCGAUUUAGAAGUUUCUAUUGGAUCCCCAUGGUUUACUGGUAAUGGUUGGUUGGCAUUUCCGGCACUUCAAGCAGCUUAUAAACACGUCCAGUUGGAAAUGGAAUUCAGACCAGAAUCCUGGGAUGGAAUUCUUUUUUUAACUGGAGAAAGAGAUGACAUGACUGGAGAUUUUAUGUCUCUUCUUUUACAUCAAGGAUUUUUAGAAUUUAGAUUCGAUUGCGGAUCUGGAGUUGGUGUCGUACGAAGUGAAGAAACGGUUAAUUUAAACGAAUGGAAUAAAUUAAUUUUAUACAGGCACAGAUGGGAUGCUUGGAUUCAAUUAAAUAAUGGAAAACACGGUCUUUUUUCGAGAAUAACAUUUCGGGAACCGGUUUUUAUCGGUGGACCUGGAAACACGACAGGAUUAUCGGAUAAAUUACCCACCGAAUCAGGUUUUAAAGGUUGCAUAAGAUACCUGGAUAUAAACGAUCACACGUAUUCAUUCGAACAAUAUCCAAAUGGUGAUGCGAUAAAAGGUUUUGACGUCCUUGAAUGUACUUCUGAUAAAUGCAGCGAAGUCCCUUGCCAACAUAGUGGAAAGUGCCUCUUAUCUGGAGAAGAAGCCAUUUGUUUGUGUCCGUUAGGAUUUACUGGAGAUUUGUGCCAAACAAGAGUACCAGCAUUUAACGGAUCCAGUUAUUUGAGAUAUCCAGGAUUGGGAAAUUCAGUUUUAUCAUGGUUGGAUAUUGAAAUGACCCUUAAACCAACUUCAAAAGAUGGCGUCAUAUUAUAUAACGGUCAUAGAACUGAUGGAGUUGGUGAUUUCAUGGCUAUAAGUAUACACGGAGGACAUUUUGAAUUUACAUUUGAUCUCGGUACUGGAGCUGCAAGUGUCAGAAUAGAAAAACCGGUCACGAUGGGAGAAUGGCACGAAUUACGACUUUCGAGAACUGGAAGAUUUGCAAUAUUACAAGUAGAUGAUCAGGCUCCGGUUCACGCAUUGGCUCCAGGAGCUUUCACUCAAUUAUCGCUCCCCCAAAAUCUUUACAUCGGAGGAAUUCCAAACGUCGAUAUGGUUUCUCCAAAAGUCAAAAUUAAAACGUCAUUCGUCGGUUGCAUUCAAAAAGUCGUUAUCAACGAUAAACCGAUAAAAAUUUUAGCAGAAGCUCUAGCAGGUGUAAACGUAGCCAAUUGCCCACAUCCGUGCGUGACGCAACCCUGCGGUGCUGGAAAAUGCGUACCCAUUUUGGAAUAUUUUACAUGCGAAUGUGCGGAAGGUUACACGGAUAAAGAAUGUCAAGAACAUGAAAUUCCAGCAAUGCUGGAUAAUAUAGCGAUCCCUCGUUUCACUGGAUCGAGUUAUUUACAUUACAUAAGCAAUGAAAUGAAAUUUACCGUAAGAUUUAAUACAAAAGUCGAAAACGGCCUCAUUUUAUGGAUAGGAGACCAAGACUCGAGAGGAGACCACAGAAGCGAUUUUCUUCUUCUCGGUUUAUCCGGAGGAGAAUUACAUUUUAGAUUUAAUUUGGGAGGAGGAGAAGUUGAUAUUUCAUACAAUGAAACUUCCCUUUCCGACGGUGAAUGGCAUGAGGUUACCGUGAGGAGAACGGGGAAAAGAGGAGAAUUAAUUGUGGAUGGUAUGACACCGAUCGUUCGAACCGUCCCUGGAAAACUCACACAGCUCAAUACCAACACUGGAUUAUAUGUUGGUGGAAUAGAUAAUUUAAAAGAAGACAUUAUAAAUAAAUACACCAGCGGCCUUGUAGGAUGCAUUUCGAGGUUGGUGCUGGACACCGAUUAUGACGUUAAAUUAAUGGCAAUGUCAACAGCUGGAAGAAAUGUACAACAUUGUAAUUAA
Molecule: messenger RNA, 2235 nt
Organism: Pediculus humanus corporis (human body louse)
Lineage: Eukaryota; Metazoa; Arthropoda; Insecta; Psocodea; Pediculidae
Product: laminin gamma-3 chain, putative
Exons: 10
Coding region: 1-2235 (744 amino acids)
Molecular function (GO): calcium ion binding
Source: RefSeq, a predicted model, not a curated record